AUGUGUAACCAAGAAGAAGAUGUGGGAGUAGAAUGUAACCAAAAAGACGGUGGUGGUAGUGAAAAUAGUUCUUUGAAUGAGAACUUUGGAGAUUCAUAUGACGAUGAUGAUAAAGGAAUUGGUGAAGAGACUGCAAUUUAUAGUCAGGAUGGAAAAACAAAAGGUAAAGGAAAGGGGAAGGGAAAAGCAAAAGGUAAAAGAAAGGGUAAGGGAAAAGUAAAAGGUAAAAGAAAGGAGAAGGGCAAAGCAAAAGGUAAAGGGAAGGGAAAAUCCAAGAUUUGGAGACCAAGGAAACAAAGGGAAGUGGAAGAAUCAUUUGAAGAUAGUGGUUCAAUUGAUGAUGUGAAUGAAGGUGGGGUUCCAAAGGAAAGUUUAAGAGGAUUGAGUGACAUUGAGGAAUAUGAUAGUGAUGAGUUACCUCAAGAGUAUGAUCGUGAAGAUGAAGAUAUAUUAAAGGAUGAUAUUCAAACAUUCAUACUUCCAAAAUAA
Molecule: messenger RNA, 489 nt
Organism: Vicia villosa (hairy vetch)
Lineage: Eukaryota; Viridiplantae; Streptophyta; Magnoliopsida; Fabales; Fabaceae
Exons: 1
Coding region: 1-489 (162 amino acids)
Source: RefSeq, a predicted model, not a curated record